GUCAACUUUGAUGAUGCGGAGGAAUGAGCUGGACGAAGUUCCGGGUGCGCCGGUCAAUUAGGUCCGAGUCGCAACCGGUGAAAUUCAACUUCGUAGUCGAAUUUCCAUCGCUUUUAAGAGAGUCUCGGUGUCAUAAGCUGCGACCAGACAGCUGGCAGACGUACCGACCGCAUCGCGACUGCUGCUGCUGCUGCCUGCAUCGAGCCGAGAGGGGCAGAUGCGGUCUGGCUAUUGCUUCAGAAGUGAAGCCUCUCUGAACUAAACCCAGAGGAGCCAUGGACAAACGGGAGGGGUGUGCCUGUGAUGUCCAGGGGUGAGAAGCACAGCAGCUGAGGGGGAGGAGAUGGGCUGCACCUCCACCAAGCAGGUGUCUGCGGUGCCCAACGACGAGGAGGGGCAGAAUAAAGCCCACAGCAACGGGGAGCUGCUCUCUGAUGAGUACAAGAUGAAAGAAGUGGAGAAAGUCAAGUACAUCAGUGGAGAAGAGGGGGGCAUGGACGGCCAGGAGAGCACAGAGAAAAGUGCUCUCCUUGGAAAAGGUCAACACAUGGAUGAAACGGGGUCAAACGGAAAUGGAAAGAUUCUGAGCAUCCACUCCUCAGAGAGCCAGCAAGAAUUCUUCAGGAUGUUGGAUGAAAAAAUUGAAAAAGGCCAGGACUACUCUGAGUAGGACGAUGCGCCAAAGCCAUGUGGCUGAGUAUCCAUCGGCCCCCGACACGAGAGGACUGUCAUGUUAUGGACGGAUCGUACCGUGUAGGACGGCCGCUUUGUAUGUGCACGCCUGAGAAAGAUGGGAGUACUGACUUGAAUCAAGCACCUUUUUUGACGUCCUGAUCGCAUUAGUCCCCCCACAUUAUAUCAACCACGAAGGGAAAGGACCACAAAACUCAGAGAUGGUUAAAGAUUUUAAAGUUAUUGAAGGACUUCUUUUUUUUAAAUUUCUUUUUUUAUUUCUUCCUUACUGAAGUUGCAGGAUGACAGAGUUCUGGAUUGUGAGACACAGGGUUAUGUCCCUCCUUGGAUCAGUCCCAGAAGGUCCAGAUAAACACGGCUGUUGCCAAGACUUCCUACAAACAUUCAGACUGUUGCACGUGAACAUUUCCAGCAACGGAAGCAACCGGCGCUCUUAGUCCGUCAAAGUGAAGAUUUA
This is a messenger RNA of Pungitius pungitius (ninespine stickleback), 1150 nucleotides long. RefSeq lists its product as uncharacterized. Lineage: Eukaryota; Metazoa; Chordata; Actinopteri; Perciformes; Gasterosteidae. The record is from RefSeq and is a predicted model, not a curated record. Bases 344 to 670 code for a protein of 108 amino acids. The transcript has 7 exons.